Molecule: messenger RNA, 1534 nt
Organism: Sphaeroforma arctica JP610
Lineage: Eukaryota; Ichthyosporea; Ichthyophonida
Product: pyruvate dehydrogenase E1 component subunit alpha, mitochondrial
Exons: 8
Coding region: 94-1287 (397 amino acids)
Biological process (GO): pyruvate decarboxylation to acetyl-CoA
Cellular component (GO): intracellular membrane-bounded organelle
Molecular function (GO): pyruvate dehydrogenase (acetyl-transferring) activity
Source: RefSeq, a predicted model, not a curated record
GAUCAGCACACGGCUGUGUAUACACAGUAAUUAGAAGCUCAUCGUAUUUCAUAGUCUGUAGACUCAGGUAGCGCCUUACACUUACGAUUGACAAUGCUGAGCACAAGGCAACUCGUACAGCUGCGCCCAGCGGUGGCCCCGCUGGCGAAGCGAUUCUUUGCUUCCACUAAGGUGGCCAAUGCCGAUCACACUUUCAAGUUGGAUCCAUUCGACAUGCACAAGAUCGAGGACGAGGGACCAUCAACCGAUUGCACCAUCUCCAGCGAAGAAGCCAUAGAACUCUACACACAGAUGACUAAGAUCCGUAAGAUGGAGACCGCCGCGGGCGAUUUAUACAAAACCAAGUUUGUGCGCGGGUUCUGCCAUUUGUAUACCGGACAGGAAGCUGUAGCGACUGGAAUGCACAGCGUUUUAAAGAAGGGUGAUAGUUGGAUCACCUCUUACCGUUGCCAUGGUAUCACGUGGUUGCUAGGUGCCUCUAUGGAGGCUGUUCUCGGAGAACUGUGCGGUCGAAGCUGUGGAGUCUCCCAGGGUAAGGGAGGUUCUAUGCACAUGUACUGGGACCACUUCUACGGUGGUAACGGUAUUGUCGGUGCGCAAACCUCGUUGGGUGCGGGUCUGGGCUUCUACCACCAGUACAAAAACACCGGCGGACUGUCUGUCGCCAUGUACGGUGAUGGUGCUGCCAAUCAGGGUCAGCUGUUUGAGGCAAUGAACAUGGCCAAACUGUGGGAUCUACCCACGCUUUUCAUAUGCGAAAAUAACAGAUACGGUAUGGGGACUUCGCAGGAGCGUUCAUCCGCUUCUAUCGACUACUACGCCCGUGGCGAUUAUAUCCCCGGUAUUCGGGUGAACGGUAUGGAUAUCCUACACGUCCGCGAGGCCACCAAGUACGCCGCCGAGUACGCGCGCAGUGGCAAGGGACCGCUAGUGCUAGAAAUGGUCACCUAUCGUUACGGAGGACACUCUAUGUCCGACCCGGGUACCAGUUACCGUACCAGAGACGAGGUCAAGAAGAUGCGACAGGGAUCUGACCCCAUUAUGGGGCUCAAGAACCGCAUCAUCGAGGCCGGUAUGAUCACUGAGGAGGAGAUUAAAGCCAUUGACAAGCAGGCCAAGGAGCAGGUCGAUGCGGCGGUCGCGGUCGCGAAGGAGUCGCCGGAGAUUGAUGACUCUGGCAUGGUGGACCACACCUACGCACUGCCCAUACAGAAGAUCCGAGGAAUGACGAUGCAUGAAACGUUUACGCCACCGGGUUACACCGCCCCGAUGGAUGUCAAGUACUAAAUAUUCCAAAACAAGUAGCAUAGUAGAGAACACAAGUGUGUUAUUAUGUCUUGAUAGUAGGCAAAAUCCGUAAUAAUAAUAAAAUUACCCAACGAGAAACUUUAAAAUUGGAGUAUGGAUAAGGAUAUAUGAGAAGUGGACGUCCGCAGCUCUAUGGGUUGUCGCUCUCCUUUUUAAGCCUAUUUCUGCCAAUGGGGUACAAAAUCCAAUGAAUAAAAUUGAGACCAGUCACAAGGCACGAAGAAGA